This is a messenger RNA of Phalaenopsis equestris, 2959 nucleotides long. RefSeq lists its product as uncharacterized. The transcript has 4 exons. NCBI's taxonomy places the organism in Eukaryota, Viridiplantae, Streptophyta, Magnoliopsida, Asparagales, Orchidaceae. The record is from RefSeq and is a predicted model, not a curated record. Bases 451 to 2583 code for a protein of 710 amino acids.
GAAAAAAAAAAGAAAUGAAAAAAUGAUGAAAAAGUGGUCAAAUCUCAUUCAAAAACCCCAAGCUUCUCGUCUCUAGGGUUUUCUUCAAUGCUCAUGAAGUGAGGGCUUAGUCUUCGAUCUGAGCUUACAUCUUAGGGUUUCAGUAGCUGUCUUGUAGAUUUGGUCGUGGUGCGGAGUUUUGAAUUAAGAAGAAUUGACAGCUAUUGUGUUGCUUUGUUGGAGAAAUUGUUUGCCGGGAUGGCUUCUGUAGAUUUUUUUUUUCUACCGAUUCUUUUUGCAGGCACGAGAAACGGUUUAUCUUGCAGUCUGUCAAUGGGCGCUGGAUGUUGAAGGCUAAGAAAAAAGGAAAAGAAGAAUUGAAUUGUGUGGGUGUUGAGGGGUAGGGGUCCUGCGGCGGACAUUUUAAGAUUGCCUGUGGAAGCAAAUGUGGAUGUUAUUUCGCAGACGGAUAUGUCAAGCCACAACAAGCAGAUCGUAAAUAAAAUGGAAGGUAAGUCUCCUGAUCGUACCUCAACUGGAUCUGUUCCCAAAAGGUCUAUUACAUCGGCUGGUGCUCGUUAUCACGGUUCAUCAUCCUCUAACCGUAAAGACUUCCUUCGGAAAUUUGUAGAUAGCGAGAGUUUAACUGUAAGCCUUGAAGAUUGGUUCUCAGGAAUUCACGAAGAAUCAAAUUUUAGGAAACCAGCUUUUGAUGUUCCGUUUGAGAUAACUGAACUUCAGAGUUUUGAUUAUGCAUUAGAAGGCGUUCCUUUUCAACAAUUGAUUCGAAUGCCAAAUGCUCUUCAGGCAUCAACUUCUGAUGCUGUGGAAGCGACGGCACAUCUUGCCAUUGAAGACUUUUUACAUGCAGGCCUCAAGGGUUUAUGGGAGACGUUUUGGGAUCAAGACUUGCCUAUGCCCUUUUCUGUUGCAUGUAUUCAUAGUACAAGUUCUAAAUUUUACCCUGCUGAGAAAGCCAUUGCCAGUGGGAAGCUCGAUGGUCUUUGUGCGACAGCCAUACUGUUAAAAAACGGUGGAAAUUCACAUGGAAGAUGGGACCAGAUUGUGGAAUUAACUUUGUUAAGGCCUGACGUUGGGACUCUUUCAAUACAGGCAGAGCAGGAACAACCUCACUCUGUAUUGGGUGAGGCGCUAUUCUUCGCUAUCCGUGUUCUUGUCUCGCGAAGCCUCAGCAAAUCAUCUGCUGCUCUUCGCAACUCAAACUGUGUUUUUGUGCUCCUAGUUGAUUCUCAAUAUGCGGGAGUAGUGAAACUUGAAGGUGAUAUAAAUAAGUUGGACUUUCAUGCCCAUAAUGUGUAUGAGUGCGCUGCUGAAUGGAUUAGAAAACAUGCUAAAAUCAGUAUUUCUACCAUUGAUAGGGUGUGGAACAAGCUUGGUAAUGCCAACUGGGGAGAUGUUGGAACUCUGCAAAUCUUGCUUGCAACAUUCCAUUCCAUGGUUCAGUUUUGUGGAAUCCCAAAAUAUUCACCUGAAGAAUUAGCCACAGAGCAUAAUUCCCGUCUGCAAACACGGAGAACCGAAAGACAUUUAGUCGAUACACAGGUUAAUGGAAAUGCUAUGUUUCGCUUCCAGCAGCGCAGCAUGUCUCCUGAAAUCGUUGAAGUCCAAGAAGAAUCCAUUAAGACUGUACCUGAAGAAACGUUGAACAUCGAAAAGGGUUCUGUUAUAUAUUUGGAGGACUCUAACUGGCAAAAGGCUUUUCAGAUUAAUGGCAGAUUGUCAGAUACAGAAGUUCCAAUAUACAGUGCAACUCUCAUGGAUGAGCAAUCUAAGGUGCUGAUCUUGUAUGUGGGUUCAUCUCCAACUCAUAUGGAUUUAAAUCUGUGGUACCAGGUUCAAAGACAGACAAAAAUAUUGAGUUUGAUGAACCAGAGAGGAUUGUCAAACAAACAUGUUCCUCAAGCCAUCGCUUCUGGGAGAAUCGUUCACCCAGGUCAAUGCAAUCGACCAAGCACCGGUGAAAAUUGCAGUCAUCCAUGGUGUGGGACUCCCAUACUGGCAACCUCUCCAUAUGGGGAAACUGUUUCCUACAUGGUGAGAAAUGGAUUAUUUGGCCCUGAGGAAGCUCUCAGAUGUUGCCAUGACUGCCUAUCUGCUAUUGCGGCGGCAUCAUCGGUCGGAAUUAGACACGGUGAUAUUCGCCCUGAAAGUGUUAUUUAUGUUAUCUCCAAUGUAAAACGUCCUUUCUUCGUUCUCAUUGGUUGGGGCCAUGCUGUUUUGGAAGAGAAAGACCGACCGGCAAUGAAUCUAUACUUCUCGUCUACAUAUGCUUUACAAGAAGGGAAGCUUUGUGCGGCGUCUGAUGCCGAGAGUUUGGUCUACCUGCUUUACUUCUCUUGCGGUGGGGUUUUCCCUGAUCUCGAUUCGGUGGAAGGAGCGCUCGAGUGGAGGGAAAUAUCAUGGUCGAGACGCGUCAUACAACAGAAGCUCGGGGAGGUCUCGGCCGUGCUAAAAGCCUUUGCUGAUUAUGUGGACAGCUUGUGUGGGACACCUUACCAUAUGGACUAUGACAUAUGGCUGAGAAGGUUGAGAAGAGCAAUCAAUGAAGAAGAUCAUGGAAAGGACAUUGAUUCAUCAAAUUAGAUUCUUAAUGGCUUUAUGAAUUCCUUAUGCAAAAUCAGGACUGGACAAAUGGGAGGUUCAUACUGUCAUCUUACGUAUCGGAAAGCUUCUUUUUCGUCUUGGCGGGUCACAUUUUGGUUUCAUCGACGCACCUUCGAUCGGUAAAUUGUGCUAUCUCUUUCUUCUUUCUUCCUUUCUUUUUGCUAUUGUGGUAGAUAGAUUCUGGGUGUGUAAAGGAUUAUGGUUUAUUUUGUUUGUUCUUUUGAUUCCACAGUUAGUUGCUGGGGUACAGAGGUUGUCAAUUGUUCCUAUUUGCAUUUUUGUAAUUAUUAUUGUUGUUUUUUCUUCAUCAUAACCUGCUGGUCUUUUUCUAUAAAUUCUUAAUUCUUUUUUAUAU